AUGCAGACUUUAAAAUGUGUAGUAGUAGGAGAUGGUGCUGUUGGUAAAACCUGUCUAUUAAUUUCUUAUACCACGAACCAAUUCCCUGCUGAUUAUAUACCAACUGUUUUUGAUAACUACGCAGUUACUAUAAAUAUAGGUGAUCAACCUUAUACAUUAGGGUUAUUUGAUACUGCUGGUCAAGAAGAUUAUGAUAGAUUAAGACCAUUAUCUUACCCUUCUACUGAUGUGUUUUUGUUAUGUUUUUCAGUUAUUUCUCCCUCGUCGUUCGCAAAUAUCAAAGAAAAAUGGUAUCCAGAGAUAAAACAUCAUUGUCCAGGUGUACCUUAUUUAAUUGUUGGUACACAAAUUGAUUUAAGAGAUGAUAAAAUAAUCAUUGAAAAAUUACAAAGACAAAGAUUAUCACCAAUCACAAGAGAAAAGGGUGCCAGCUUAGCUAAAGAACUUCAUGCAGUAAAAUACGUUGAAUGUUCUGCUUUGACUCAAAGAGGUUUGAAAAACGUCUUUGAUGAAGCCAUUGUUGCUGCUAUUGAACCUCCAUCAAAUAGUAACAGUAGCUCUGGUAAUGUUAAAAGAGGUACUGCUAGAGGUAACGCAACUGCUGCAAGAACAGCCUCCAGAACCGGUUCAAAGACCAAGAAACUUUGUACAAUUCUAUAA
Messenger RNA from Henningerozyma blattae CBS 6284, 660 nucleotides. Its product is annotated as cell division control 42 family protein. Gene Ontology annotation, molecular function: GTPase activity; GTP binding. Lineage: Eukaryota; Fungi; Ascomycota; Saccharomycetes; Saccharomycetales; Saccharomycetaceae. Bases 1 to 660 code for a protein of 219 amino acids. The transcript has a single exon. The record is from RefSeq and is a predicted model, not a curated record. Gene Ontology annotation, biological process: small GTPase-mediated signal transduction.